Messenger RNA from Patiria miniata (bat star), 5240 nucleotides. RefSeq names its product dynein heavy chain 5, axonemal-like. The transcript is spliced from 27 exons. Gene Ontology annotation, cellular component: dynein complex. The coding region runs from base 212 to 5218 and encodes 1668 amino acids. Gene Ontology annotation, biological process: microtubule-based movement. The record is from RefSeq and is a predicted model, not a curated record. NCBI's taxonomy places the organism in Eukaryota, Metazoa, Echinodermata, Asteroidea, Valvatida, Asterinidae. Gene Ontology annotation, molecular function: dynein intermediate chain binding; dynein light intermediate chain binding; minus-end-directed microtubule motor activity.
UAGGUGAUGUUGUACACACAAUCUGGUCAAAAUGGCUGCCGUUUCCUCUUUUAACGUAAAACUUACCAAAACAAAAUAACUUCGUAAUGCCGUAUGAAAUGACAUUUAUCGAGCACAGUUGCAGAGAGUAGAACUUGUCAAUGUAGAGGAGACUCUAAGCUAGUCGGAGAGUCGUGAAGUCUUUUGUCUUAGGUGUAUUUUGGGCCUCUAAAUGGCCGAUGUUGAAGCGGGGAAGACCGCGGCCAACGGGCCGACUGCCGGGCCGCCGGGACAUCACCGCGUGAAGGCGACAGCCAAGCGGAAUCCUGGCAGCGCCGACCCGAAGAAUAAAUCUCGUCUGGCGGCGUUGGCACCGGGGGAAAAUCUCAAGGAAAGACAGCAAAAGCUGAAGGAGGAGAAGGAAGCCAAGCGAGCUCACUUGGACUCCCGUCAUGAAUUCAUCAUUGAUGCCACGGCAGCGAGUCUCAGUCUGGACAAGACAGAGGUGGAGGAUGCCAUCUUGGAAGGAAACACUAUUGAGAAGAUGGAUAAAUUCUUUGACUCGGAGGCCUCCAGCCACCUCAUGUUCUUCUAUCAGGAGAUGGACAUGUCCCAAGAAACAGGUGGCAAACAUCCCUGGAUUCAAGAUGGAGGAACAGGAGAGCCGAUGAGGUUGGGUCCAGCAAGCGUCAAGUCGGGCAAGACCGGCAAACCUAAGCUGUUUGUAACGGACGGUGUGGACGCACCGUUGUGUGGCAUCUGCGUGUUCUUCCUACGAGCCAAUCCUAGCAAGCCUAUCACUGCAGAAAACGUCCAUAAAGAUUUGAUCUUCACUUCGUUGGACACGGGCAGGAUUGGCCUACUCCAGGCAAUAGAGAGGUACCUGGGCGACAUCUUCUUGCCGUUCCUGAAAGGCAACCAGAAUGGUUGGGGUCAACUUGGCUCUCAGGCCAAUCAGGGAACUCGUAAAGAAUUCGUCCAAUCGUUGGAUGCCUUUGUGACAAUCCUCAACGCCGCCCAGGAUUCCCUUGAAGAGAGAGUAGAGCUUCGCAAGUGUGAGACGUACGAUCUGAGCAAGCUGACCAAGGCUUCAGACUACAUCACUGUGGCUAACAGUACCCAGGAGCUGGAGUUGAUUGAGGGCAUCAUGGCGGUGUGGAUCAAACAGAUCGAACAAGUUUUAACCGAAAGCGAACAAAUGCGCAAGGAGGCCGACAACAUUGGGCCUCGGGCAGAGCUGGAACAUUGGAAGAAGAGAAUGGCUCGGUUCAACUACCUGCUGGAGCAGUUGAAGAAACCAGAGGUCAAGGCGGUGCUGGGAGUCCUACAAGCAGCAAAGAGUCGCUCCAUCAAGACUUGGAUGGAUCUAGAUCGACGCAUCACAGACGCUGCCAAUGAAGCUAAGGACAAUGUGAAAUUCCUGUACACGCUGGAUAAAUUCUGUGAUCCUCUCUACAACAGUGAUCCUAUUGGAAUGAUUGAAACCAUUCCCGGCCUGAUCAACGCAAUCCGCAUGAUCCACAGCAUAUCACGAUUCUACAAUACCUCUGAAAGGAUGACCUCACUCUUCGUCAAGGUAACCAACCAAAUGAUCACAUCGUGCAAGGCUUACAUCAGCGAGCGGGGUACCAUGAAUGUUUGGGACCAGCCAACGGAAGAACUGAUCCCCAAACUCAAGGCAUGCAUCCACCUGAACCACGAGUACCAGCGACACUUCCAACGCACUAAGCAGAAGCUGGAGACCAUGCCCAACGAGCGGCAGUUUGAGUUCUCCGAGAUGUACAUCUUUGGCAAGUUUGACACCUUCGAGCGCCGUCUGCAGAAGAUCAUUGACAUGUUUGAUACCAUGGAGAUGUAUUCGCAUCUGGCUGAGACACGGAUUGAGGGCAUGGAAAUUAUGGCCAACAAGUUUGUGGUGAUCUACACCUCCAUGAAGAAGAAACCCUACGAUCUGUUGGAUCAACGCAAGACGGACUACGACAACGAUUACCAAGACUUCAAGAGGAGUAUCGGAGAGUUGCAAGCACAAAUCAAGGCUUUCAUGGACGCUACAUUCGACAAGAUCUAUAAUGUGCCCAGGGCCCUGCAACUUAUCAAGAAGUUUGAGAGGAUAACCAUCACUGGCCUGGGCAUCACUGAGAGGUACGCCCUCAUCCUUUCCCGUUUCGGCCGUGAGAUUGAAAACACCUCCCGGAACUACCAGCGUCACAAGAACGAGCCGCCGGUAGCCCGCGACCUGCCCCCCAUCGCCGGCAAGAUCACCUGGGCGCGGCAGAUGUUCCAGCGCAUCCAGGAACCCAUGGAGGUCUUCCAGACUAUGCCUCACUUACUCCAAGGAGCUGAGGCGAAGCGUAUCAUCAAGAAUUACAACAAACUGGCUAAGGUCCUGAUGGAGUUUGAGGUGUUGUAUCACCGGGCCUGGCUCAGACAGGUUGAAGCCAUCAAGUCCGGUCUCCACGCCUCCCUCUUGGUCAGUCACCCAGAGACCAACGAACUCUUCGUGAACUUUGACCCUCAGAUCCUGACCCUGAUCAGGGAGACGGAGUGCAUGAGCCGUCUGGGUCUUGACAUCCCGCUGGCUGCUCGGGCCAUCAGACAGAAACAGGGAACCUUCAAAGAAAACUUCAAUAAAUUACAGUUGCUGAUGGAGGAGAACAAGCGAGUGCGUGCCAAGAUUCACCCCGUCUUUGAGCCCUUGAUGCUACCUCAUAUCAACAAGCUAGACAACGUGAUCGAGCCAGGACUGACUAUGCUGUCAUGGACUAGCAUGAAUAUUGAUAGCUAUGUGGAAUCUGUCUACAAAUCAUUAGGUGAGUUGGAGCUGUUGAUGGACCGAGCCAACGACCUGUGCCAGUUCCGUAUCAAUGCAGUCCUGUUGGACAUGAGCACCACUCCGCUGUGUGAACUGCCUGAGGAUGAACCCUGGACCAUUGAUCAGUUCUUACAGAACACACAGGAUCUGUGUAACCGUGGCGCCAUCACCAUACAGAACAAGAGUACUCAGGUCGAAGAGGCAGCCAAUGAGGUCAUUAAUAUGCUAAUGAGCUUUGAAGAAGAGAAAGAAGAGGAAGAAGAGGACGAAGAGGAGAAAGAGAAGGAUGUCACUGAAGAAAAUGGGGAGAAGCGUCAUACCAGCCCUACCCCGUCCCGCCUGAGUGCUCGCAGCACGUCUCGUAGCCUAGGCAGUGGUGGCCGAUCUCGAGCCCACUCCGCCGCCGCGAUGAACGUCGCCAAACGUAAACGAGAGAUGCAGGAGAACUUGGAGGAGGUAGCCCAAGAACUGCUGGCUCACUUCAACCAUCGGAACCUGGACGCUUUGCUCAAAGUGACUCGGCAGACGUUGGACUCCAUCCGCAAGAGAGUGACUAGCAGCUCUCACAUGAGUUACAUUGACCUUCAACGCAGCGACAUACAGAAGAAGGACAGCCCUUUCUUCCGUUGCAACGUGACCCUGUCCAUCCCUAACAUCAUCAUGCAACCGGCCCUGGAUGAGGUCCAACAAGCUGUCAAUAAAGCCGCUCAGUUGAUACUGGGCGUGGCCAAGGGCGUGGCUCAGUGGAACAAAGAACGCAAGUCAAAGGCCAAGCAGGAGGCAGACUUACGAGCCAUCGCCCUCGGUGACCAAGGAAGACGAAGCAGCAUCUCCAGUAUGGCUGCAUCUGAGAGCUCCCGCAGUGAUAUCGUGUCUCGCAAAGGAGGCCGUCCAGAAGAUACCCCAGUCCAGGCCAUCACCCCACAGAUCCCUGUCAAGAACUACUUCAAGAGCGUCAGCGAGAACAAAGAGAUCGCCAAGCUGGUCUCCCUUCUCUCCACCUGCGUCAACUCCACCAAGAAGGAGGUGACCACAGCCCUGGAGCGCUUUGCUCACUACCAUCCCAUCUGGCAGAAGGAGCGCAGCGAGAUGCUGGAGGAGUUCCUGGCGGCUGGACCCAAGCUGAGUGACUUCCAGGCCAUGCUGGUUCACUAUAGUGACUUGGAAGCCCAAAUCACUGCCGAGCCGGAGUUCUAUAACGUUGGCGCUAUCGCUCUAUUCACAGAGAACCUGAAGCUAGCCCUUACCACCGAGACCCAUGCCUGGCAGCUAGCCUACAGCCGAGCCUGUAAUGACAAAUACCGCACCAUGAUGGAAGAGAUCUUUGAUUUCAUUGAUGAAGUCAGUAAGAGGUUGAAUCGACCCAUCAAGGAUCUGGACGAUAUUCGGCUGGUCAUGCAGUCACUCAAGGAGGUGCGGGUCAAUGAGAUCCGCAUUGAUAUGGAGAUUGGUCCUAUUGAGGAAUCUUACGCCCUCCUCAACAAGUACGAGCUGUUGAUAGCCAAGGAGGAUGCAGAGAAGGUGGACACCUUGCGUUACUCUUGGGAGAGGGUUGCUGCUCAGUCCAUCGAGAUGUCACAUCACCUGCUGCAGAUCCAGCCAGACUUCCGUGGGGGUCUGCUCAGCGAUGUUCAGGACUUCAUCUCUGACUGUGGUGACUUCUACGGUGACUAUCACGAUAGCGGCCCCAUGGUCACCGGUAUCCCGCCCAAGGAAGCCAGUGAUCGUCUAGUGAUCUACCAGAACCGAUUCGACACCCUGUACCGCAAGUACAUCACCUACACCGGGGGUGAGGAGCUCUUCGGCCUAUCGGUCACCGACUACCCAGAGCUGCUGCAGAUCAAGAAGGAGUUGAAUCUCCUGCAGAAGCUGUACGGGUUGUACAACGACGUCAUCGAUCGGGUGAAUGGAUACUAUGAUAUCCUGUGGGUGGAUGUGGAUAUCGAGAAGAUCAACCAGGAACUGAUUGAGUUUCAGAACAGAUGUCGCAAGCUUCCGCGUGCAUUGAAGGAGUGGCCGGCUUUCAAUGAUCUUAAGAACACCAUCGAUGACUUCAACGAGACGUGUCCUCUCCUGGAGCUGAUGACCAACAAGGCGAUGAAGCCGCGUCACUGGCAGAGGAUGGCAGAGACGACGGGACACGUCUUUGAUGUGGAGAGUGAGACGUUCUGUCUCAGGAACAUCAUGGAGGCACCGCUGCUCCAGUCCAAGGAGGAUAUUGAGGAUAUCUGUAUCUCAGCCGUCAAAGAGAAAGACAUUGAAGCCAAGCUGAAGGCAACCAUCGCUGAAUGGAGCGCUCGGGAGAUCAUCUUCGCUAACUUCAAGAACCGAGGGGAGCUCCUCCUGAGAGGUGAUAACAUCACGGAGGUGAUCAGCUUCAUGGAGGACAGCCUCAUGGUGCUGGGGUCACUGCUUAGUAACAGGUAAGGCAACCAAAUUCCAGAUAACU